Molecule: messenger RNA, 2963 nt
Organism: Drosophila hydei
Lineage: Eukaryota; Metazoa; Arthropoda; Insecta; Diptera; Drosophilidae
Product: FAST kinase domain-containing protein 1, mitochondrial
Exons: 6
Coding region: 240-2903 (887 amino acids)
Biological process (GO): mitochondrial RNA processing; regulation of mitochondrial mRNA stability
Cellular component (GO): ribonucleoprotein granule; mitochondrial matrix
Molecular function (GO): RNA binding
Source: RefSeq, a predicted model, not a curated record
UUCCUUAUAUGAACAUUCCUAUUUCGAUUGUAUUUUUUCGUGUUGCUUUAUUUUUGCCUUCCUUCGUUCUAGUAGUUCUUUUUGUUCCGGGGAACUUUAACAGCUGCGUUCCUUUUACAUGUUCAUAUCAGCUUAUGCCGAUUGCCUACUCACACAUUUAAAAGCUGCUGUUGCAUUGCCAGGGCUACAACAUAUUCCACCAAGUGCGACAACUGCACCUGUUACGCCGACAUGUAAAUAUGGGCGCAAAGCCGCCUAUAAGAGAAACAACACGCUUGAGGCCAACAUCAAAACAGCUGCAGCAAUUGCAGUCCCUUGCUUACUCCAACAGCAGGCAACGUGCAACGUUUAGCAGUGAUCACGAGCAACUGGUGGAUGAGCUAGAGGGCUGUGAAAUGUCCUUCACCACCGCCAAUUUAGAGGAUGAACUUAAUUUACAUUUGAGUGCAGCACGAAGUCCACAAGAGCUAUUGGAAAUGUUUGCCCAAAGCCAGCUGGAGCUCACAGAUCGCGUGCAAUGCAUCUCUGUGCUCUGGGCACACUAUCAACAGCUGUCAUCCAGCGAGAAGACAGAGCUAACUCUUCAGCUGCAACAGCUAUUGCUUCCCUCCUUGGCAUUCCAUGUACCGUCUAUGAAUAUAGAUCAACUGAGCUGUUGCUAUUUGUAUCUACGCAAGAUGCACGUACCCAACAGUGAUCACACGCUAGAGCGCAUACUCAUGCGCGCUCUAGAAAUUAUAGAGUUGACUGUGGAUAAAGAGUUGGUAGCUUUACCCGCGCUGUCUCGCUUGUUGGUGGCCAUCAAUUUGGAACGGGAUUUCUUCACGCCACUUGUCUGUCGCAAUUUCAUGCCACAUCUGGAGGAGCAUGUGACCAACUGUCAAAGCGAUCAGGACGCACGUCUACUAUCCACCUGCCUAUUUCAGCUACAUUCGCUAAUCGACGCAGAAUUGUUAAACAGAUUCAAGCAACGAGUAUUGGAGCUGCUGCAGUCCGGAACGUUGAGCAGUGAAACACCUAAGACUCUACUCAAAUUGCUGCACAUGCUCAAUCUGUCCAAUUGGUCACAUUUGAAUACUGCCAUAAUACGGCAGUUGUUGCUGACGCUGCGCAACUGUGUACCCGAGCUCGAGUCGAAUGAUCUGAAGAUUGUUUGUCGCACAUUUCUGCAUCAUCAGGAACCGGCGGCUCUCGUGGAACCGCUGAAGCAGGCAACAACUGCUCUGCUGCAGCAGGAGCCAACGGCCGAUGUAUUAUCCUGCGCAGUACCAUUUGGCUCACUGCAGCAACGCGAUGAUUAUAUGCAGCAAUUCCGUCAACUACUUCAAUCCAAAUCGGCUUGGCAACUGCCCAAUGCCAGUGGCCAUUUGUUCAGUGUGCUGCGUGCUCUGAAGAUUGCGGAUGUGCGCUAUUGCGAUGCCUAUUGGUCAGCGGUGGCAGCUGAGCUGCCAUCCUGUGCCAAAGACCUGACACAUUUGCGUUUCCUACGCGACUGCCAGCGGUACAUGAACUUUAACAACAAUCUGGGCGGCACCUAUCGGCAUCAGGAAGUGGAACGUAAGCUGAGUCGCCUGUGCAUUCAGGCCAUUGAGCAGGAUGUAGCAGGCAGAUUGCCCACGAAAUUUGCCCGUUUGGCCGCCUUUGUUCUCGGCUAUGGCCAAACGCCGUUUGCCUGGAAGAAAUUUCCCAACGUUCUGCUCAGCAAAAUGUUAGCCAUGGCACCACAGUUCGAUAUACAGGAUUGUUUUCUGCUCAGUCGUGGCGUGCAGAUCGCUUGCGAACUGCGCUUCCGUCAGCAUGUGCCACACCUGCUGGCCAUGCAGCUGGACACCAUGGACAGCAUCCUGAUUGCCUGUGCCGAGCGCCAUUUGAGCAACAGCGAAGAACAGCCCCUCAAUGCCAGUGAUCUAAGCAUCCUCGUGCGCACGCUCAGCCAUCGCAAAACUCUGAAGAACACACAGGUGUAUAACCAAGCGCUAGCACAUUAUAAGUCUCUCAAUUGCAACGAUCUCAAUUCGCGCGUUGUACGCGAGAUGGCAUACAAUUUCAAUGCCUCGCACUAUUUUGUGCCCGAACUGUUGGAGUCCAUGUUCGAAUAUGUGACACAGCAGCACGAGCAUAUUACAGGCGACACCGUCGAGAAGGUGCUCACCUGUGCCUACAAUCUGGGCUAUACGCCUGCUUCGCUGGAGGCAUUAGACUAUGCUGCUUUGGUCUUAAUACGCGACUUUGAUCACAUGAGCGGUUUAUCCUUGGUGCAAUCAUGCCUUGCUCUUUGCUUCUACAAGUCAAUACCCGAGCAGCUAAUCAAUCAGGUGUUCUGCGUGAAGUUUAUCCAGCGCAUCGAGGAUGAGAUCCAGAUCUGUUACUCCAAGGCCACAUAUCCUGGUAUGGUGUUGAAUCGUGUGAUGCAGCUGAAUCGUACCGUUUGCCUGGAUUUACCUGAAGCAAACGUGCCCUGGUUUCAGCAGAACUAUGUCGAGGCGCAGCUCAGCAAGAAACACUUUGUGCCGAGCGCGUUUAAUGCCGAUGUAAAGCAUCUGCUACACGAUCUACUUAAGGAUGAAAACUAUUUUCGCUGCAAUCAUACAACGCCCUAUGGCUAUCAAAUAGACUUUGUGAUACACUUUGAUAAGGACAAACGACCCGUGCGAACGCCUGCCGUUGAGGCAACCAUGCUGGACCGCAUUACUAAAGUUGCCAUUUUGCUGCUCAAACUAGACUCCUUCUGUGAGAAUGAUCUGACAGCAUUGCGCGGACCCGAAUCUUUAAAGAUCAAACACCUGGAAAUGAUGGGUUAUAAGGUGCUGCACAUAAACGAACACGAUUGGAACUCCAAGUAUAUGAAUGCGCCAGGCGCCAAGGCAAACUAUUUGAAAUGCCUACUGCAAAUUUCACAUUAGAAUUAAAAAUUAAUUAGUUAAUUUGCUAAGACACUUAUCACCAUUAGGACUUACGUUUAA